AUGGCGGCGACGAUGACGUCGAUCCGGGCCCUCGCGCCCGCGCGGAGGGCAGGGCGCGUCCCCUCGCCCCGUCCCCCGCGCGCGUCGUCGUCGUGUUCCUCGGAAGCCCCGAAUCGUCAGACGAACCCUCCGUCGUCGUCGUCGUCCGAUGGUAUCCGGGGAUGCGACGCCGUCGCCGGCCGCCGCGUCGUCUCCCUCGCGGCGCUCGCCACCGCCCUCGGCUCCCCGCGUCUCGCCCUCGCCAACGUCGUCGGCGACGACGCCGGCGAACCCACCGGCCUGGACCCCGCGGGCGCCCGACCCAGACUGCGCAAGUGCCCCGCGACGUUCAACUGCGUCUCGACAUCCUCCACGGGGGGCGCGCCCGAGCAGUUCGCCACCGCGUGGACCGCGCCGGUGAAGAACCUGGACGAGGCGAUCGCGCAGAUCACCGCCGCGACGUUGAGGGCGUGCCCGGACGCCAGGAAAUUGGACUCCUUCGAGACGGACGACGGGAGCAGGUACGUGCGGUUCGCCGUGUUGGGCAAGCUGGGCGAGGACAAUGUGGAGUUUUUAAUCAAGAACGAGGGCAUCGGCGAUCGCGGGUGGGACGGGGACGACGACCAAAGACGGGACUACCUCGUCACGUACCGGUCUUUCGCCACGACUGUGAAGUACGUGUACCCGUUCAUGACGCCGGUGAGCGACCUCGGAGAGCAGCGGAAGCGCAUGGAACGCAUCAGGGCGGAGGUGGAGUGGCCGAGGGUCGGCUGCGAGAUCGAGGGGUUCUGCGACAACGACCUCUAG
Messenger RNA from Micromonas commoda, 786 nucleotides. RefSeq lists its product with no specific name. The record is from RefSeq and is a predicted model, not a curated record. The coding region runs from base 1 to 786 and encodes 261 amino acids. Lineage: Eukaryota; Viridiplantae; Chlorophyta; Mamiellophyceae; Mamiellales; Mamiellaceae. The transcript has a single exon.